AUGCCUAAUAUUGUGAGCGGCAACACAAAUGCGCCUGUUAUCAUAAUCGCCGAGAAGGCCGCUGACAUGAUUCUGGGUAAGCCUGCGUUGCCAAAGGCGAAUGUGCCAGUGUAUCAAGCGAAAAACUGGCAAGCCAGCCAGCGAUAA
Messenger RNA from Phytophthora infestans T30-4, 147 nucleotides. RefSeq lists its product as uncharacterized. The record is from RefSeq and is a predicted model, not a curated record. The coding region runs from base 1 to 147 and encodes 48 amino acids. The transcript has a single exon. NCBI's taxonomy places the organism in Eukaryota, Oomycota, Peronosporomycetes, Peronosporales, Peronosporaceae.